AUGGCAUGGCAACUAUUUAGUCUUACUUCAAUUACGAUCACGAGAACGUAACUCUGAGCAAUAUAAAUAAAUUAUAUAAAUCAGUAAGAUUUUAUAAAACCUUAUAAUAUAUUAAAUAUAUUUUACAUAUCAAGAAAAUGGCAUUUGCUGGAAAAGUUGUAUUAAUAACUGGAGCUAGUUCUGGCAUUGGAGCAGCAACUGCUGUACAGUUUUCACAACUUGGUGCAUUAUUAUCAUUAACAGGUCGUAAUAUACAGAAAUUAAAUGAAGUCGCUGAACAAUGUAAGCCUGACAAACCAUUAAUUGUAACCGGAGAACUAACUAAUGAAAGUGAUGUUGAAAAUAUUGUCAAAUCCACUAUUAAACAUUAUGGUAAACUGGAUAUCCUAGUUAAUAACGCUGGUAUAUUAGAAAAUGGAGGCAUAGAGAACACUUCAUUAGAACAAUAUGACAGAGUUUUCAACAUAAAUGUACGUUCAAUAUAUCAUUUAACAAUGUUGGCUGUUCCAUAUCUAGUAGAAUCUAAAGGUAAUAUUGUGAAUGUAUCAAGUGUAGUUGGAAUAAGAUCCUUCUCAGGAGUUUUAGCAUACAGUAUGAGUAAAUCAGCAAUUGAUCAAUUCACACGAUGUAUAGCUCUUGAUCUUGCACCAAAACAAGUGAGGGUUAAUGCCGUAAAUCCUGGUGUAAUAAUAACAAAUCUUCAUAGAAGUAGUGGAAUGUCAGAAGACCAAUUAAAAGCAUUCUUUGCUAAGAGUAAAGAAACUCAUGCACUUGGCAGAACAGGAGAUCCUAGCGAGGUUGCAAAAGCAAUUACAUAUUUGGCAAGUGACGAUGCCAGCUUCACUACAGGUGUAACUUUAUCUGUUGAUGGAGGAAGACAUCUCAUGUGUCCUCGCUAAAUUAUAUUUUAUAUAUGGUGGAAAUAAUAAUUUUAUACCUUUUUAAUUAAAAAUAUGAUAAAAGUUACAUUCAACAUUAAUAUAUUGUAUUCUUUUUAGAAAUAUUUCUCAUGUUAAAAAAAGUAACGUUUCUCAAUAAAUAAAUAGUUUAAAUUUGA
Molecule: messenger RNA, 1057 nt
Organism: Bombus huntii
Lineage: Eukaryota; Metazoa; Arthropoda; Insecta; Hymenoptera; Apidae
Product: 3-oxoacyl-[acyl-carrier-protein] reductase FabG-like
Exons: 4
Coding region: 138-899 (253 amino acids)
Molecular function (GO): oxidoreductase activity
Source: RefSeq, a predicted model, not a curated record